AUGUAUCGCGAAAGCCACGAUUUCGCACUUGCAUCGAAGGAGAAACAUCCACGUAAAUAUCUCGUCCUGUACCAAACGGACUUCGAAGAGCCACUGAAGUCCAGUGAGUACCUGGAUGGCGUACGGCAUACAAGUGAGAUGUGGCCGCACCAGAAAGAAAAUUCCGAGAACGGGGAUUUCGAUGCCAGGAACUACAAGCUGAUCCAGAAUUACGAUCCCGAUGGAAGGGGAGACGCUGCACCGCCAUUUAUCCUCACCGUCGAAAUGGAUCCGGUAGACGAAACUGACUUCGAUCGAUGGUACCGCGAAGAGCAUCUCGACAUGCUCCAUAAAUUACCUGGAUACCGGCGAUCUUUGCGAUAUGUGAUUGGCCCCGAAACACCACUUACCGUGGGACAACCUCCGAAGUAUCUGGCCGUUCACGAAAUUGAAAAUUUGCGUGCCUUCGACGGAAAAGAGGCAGAGGCAGCCAACACAACUCCUUGGACCGUGAAGCACCUCAAGGAAAGCAAGGCCUUUGUCCCCAGAGGUUGGGAGUUGAUUUAUUCGCAAGGAUUUUAA
Messenger RNA from Rhinocladiella mackenziei CBS 650.93, 561 nucleotides. RefSeq lists its product as uncharacterized. The record is from RefSeq and is a predicted model, not a curated record. Bases 1 to 561 code for a protein of 186 amino acids. Lineage: Eukaryota; Fungi; Ascomycota; Eurotiomycetes; Chaetothyriales; Herpotrichiellaceae. The transcript is spliced from 2 exons.